GUUCAUUUGUUGUUAUCGUUGAUCGUUGUAUUGCGAAAAAAUCGGCCGCCGUUCAGUGAUGUUUAUAGUAUUAUGUAUUGCGCUAAAUAUAUCAAAAUGUAUUCGUAGGACGUUAUUAAAGUGGACUUAAAAAUUUUAAAUUGCAUGACGCGUAGGUGCGAAAAUUGAUCGAUAUCCGGCUAUGCCUCAAUAAGUUCCCGGUUGAGCAGGUUUCAUUGCGCGGAUUGUUUUUAUUUAUAAAUAAUGUUUUUUUUCUUAAUUGACCACCGAUGGCAUAAACCUUCGAUAGUUUCAGGAUUGGAGUGCGUGUUAAAUAUUUAGGGUCAAAAAGAAUGUGUGAUUUUCAGUAGUUUCGUGAACAUUUCCCUAUAUUUUCCAAUAUUAGUUUUGAGCUCGUCGAAAUUCGCAUCGAUGUGUUCAUGCAGUCAUUAUAAACGGAUAAUCCCAUCGACGCGUUGACUCACUGCAGUGAUAAUAUGAAUAAGAUUAACAACCAUUUGAGCUACAAAAUGGAAGGUGACAAGUCUACUGACAACGGCGAUGAUUACUACAAGAACGUCAAGCUGGUAGGGUUUGUGAAAACAGACUCCGAAACACUGGCCGGAUAUAAGAACGAUGCGUUCCAAUGGAGUUCGGCAGACAAUUUGUCAAGUUACCCAUCGUCUUACCCCAGAGAACACGACAUUUUAGCUUCUAGCAAAGUUUUGGGCGGUGACACGGUGGUGCCCGUCGACCAGGAUUCGGUGAACCGGUGCUGUACGAGAAAAGUGUUGUACAAACGCCUACCUAUCCUCCAAUGGCUGCCCAAGUACACAGUCGGCGAACAUGGUAUACCCGACCUCGUGGCAGGCAUCACGGUCGGGCUGACCGUUAUACCACAGGCCAUAGCGUUCGCCAACGUAGCCGGAUUACCUCCACAAAUCGGUCUGUACUCAUCGUUCAUGGCAUGCUUCGUGUACACGAUUUUCGGUAGCUGUAAAGACCCGGCGUUGGGUCCGACGGCAAUCAUGGCCAUCAUGACCCGUGAAAACAUACACGACAUGGGACCAGAAUUCGCCAUCCUGUUAUGUUUUAUCACCGGUAUCGUACAACUCAUCAUGGGUUUUGCGCAAUUAGGGUUUUUAAUCGAUUUCAUAUCCGGGCCGGUGUCGGCUGGUUUCACGUCGGCAGCAGCGAUCGUGAUAGCAACAUCCCAACUGAAAGACCUGCUCGGUAUCAACAUCAAAGCUAGUUCGUUCAUAGGCUUCUGGGACCAAUUGGCCAUGCACAUCAGAGAGAUCAGCGUUGGCGACGGGACGCUCGGCAUUACGUGUAUGAUUGUACUGCUGCUGUUGAGGAAAAUGAAAGACAUACAAAUCGGCCCUACGGACAUGAAGGAUAAAACGACCGGACAGCGAACGGUUUCAUCAAUCAUUUGGCUCAUAUCGACGGCGAGGAACAUUAUAGUUGUGGUUUUUUGCGCCGCACUGGGUUACAUGUACAAGGAACAUGGAAAUUUGCCGUUUAAACUAUCGAGUCACGUGGAAUCCGGUCUCCCGAGUUUCAGACCACCGCCGUUUGAGAGCCGAGUCGGGAACGAGACGUAUAAUUUCGUAGAGAUGGCGUCCAAAUUAGGUUCAGGGAUUCUGGUAGUGCCACUUCUGUCUAUUUUAGAAAACAUAUCACUAGCUAAAUUUUUCUCUGAUGGUAAGACCGUCGACGCCACUCAAGAAAUGCUUGCCUUGGGCGCUUGCAAUUUGAUUUCGUCUUUUGUUGGGUCCAUGCCCAUAUCUGGCGCUCUAUCGCGGGGUGCCGUGAACAACGCCAGUGGAGUAAAAACCACGUUUGGAGGAGUUUACACAGGAAUAAUCGUCAUAAUAGCUCUACAAUUUUUCACGCCGUAUCUGGUGUACAUACCCAAAGCUGCUUUGGCCGCUGUGAUAAUAGCCGCCGUCGUGUUCAUGGUCGAACUGCAAGUUGUCAAACCGAUGUGGCGAACGAAAAAAAUCGAUUUGAUACCGGCGUUCGCCACGUUCCUUUGCUCGCUGUUAAUCCGCUUGGAAGUCGGGAUCGUUGUCGGCAUAGCUAUUAACGUCAUAAUACUGCUUUACACCUUGGCUAGGCCCAGCGUCCAUGUCGAAAAACAACAAAGUGAAUUUGGGUACGAGUAUUUAGUGAUAACGCCAGACCGUAGUUUGGUUUUCCCGUCCGUCGAGUACGUGAGGGCAGUGGUGUCCAAAGCCGGACUUAAACAAGGACUGAGUUCGAUUCCGGUUGUGAUGGACUGCAGGCACAUACAAGGAGCUGAUUUUACUGCGGCUAAAGGCGUCAAAUCUUUAAUAGACGACUUUGUCAGGAGAAGUCAACCAUUGGUGUUUUACAAUGUCAAACCUAGUGUGAUAUCCAUUUUCCAAGGCGUACGACCAACUGAGUUCAACUGUUGUGUCACCGAACAGCAAUUGCACGAAAGACUAAAAGGGUAUUAUUAUAGCAGAAUGCAGACGCUGACAUUAUAACAUCGAUAUUUACACAAAAACUUGUCCCACCGACAAAUUGUACAGAUUAAACGAUAGCUAUGUAAAUAAUGUUAAUAUUAAAAAUAAUAAGCUGUACAUUGUGAAUAGAUCUUAUACACAAAUAAGAAGUGAAUUCUAGACAGUUGAGUUUCCAAAAUUCUCCUUAACCAUUUGUUUGUUUGUUUAAUAAUAAUUAAUUUAAAAUUAAUUAAAUACUUCGGUAUUAUUAUGUAAGUUAAUGUAUUUUGUUUAUUGUAAUUAUUGAUGUAUUAGGUAUGUUAGUACUGUUGUUUUUCAAAAUCAACUACUUUUUUAAUUUUGUAAGACACAAAUGUGAACUGUGAAGUAUUGAAAUGCGUAUAACUACCCAGUGUCCUAGUGUACACAAAAAUUAUAGGUUGCUACUUGCAGUCUUACCACGUUUAUUUAUAUAAAAACCGCGUUGCUUAAAAUAUAGUGUAAAUAGUAAAUGUAAAUAGUUAAGCAGAUGAUAUUUUUGAAAAUGUUUAUGCAUCUAAUAUCUAAAUAAAAAUUUAGAUUAGAAGUUUAUUUGUUAUUUCGCAACUAAUAUACUAAGGAUGAUAAUCCAUAAUAAUAGUUUUACUUUUACAUAAAAUAGAUAGGUAUAUUAUAGUGUAUAGUGUUUAUUCUAGUACUUAUUAUACUCAUAUUCACUAAUUUUACAAAUAAUAUAAUGCUAAUAACUAAUAUUAAUUACUAUGUAAAAUUAGUUCAACAUUUCUGGAUAAUUAUUGGAGAAGAAGGAGCAGAGAUUGAUAUUUUGUUUGAUUUUUAAAAUAAACCAAACAGUUGCUAAACCACGAUAAGUCAUGUUAGUAUUUUUUGAAUAAAAAGACUUAUUUUAAUUAAAAAAAAAAAAGGUUUUAUUUUUAUAUUAACUAUGCGCACAAUAGUAUACAUACUUUAAUACUUUCAAACCUGAGACCUUUCAAAAUUACCUAUAUAUUCAUAAAGCAUAUAACUUAAAAUAAUGUGUGAUUUAUAUUAAUCAUUGUACAUAAGGUUUUUAUAACUAUAGUUUAUACGGUUCAUAUAAUAAUUAUUUUAUAUUAUCUUGUUAAUACAGUAUGAUAAUAUUUAUUAAUCUGUAAAACCAUUGGCGUAUAUAGCGGAGUUUGUCGUUUGCGCAUCAUUAGUACCUCAGGUAAGAAAUUUGGUAGGUCGUUUGCGCAUCGCAAAUUUUAAUAAUAGAAAGGUACCUACUACCUUUUACCUAUCUACCUAUUAGUGAUAUGACCGGAUAUAUUGGUGAGAUAAUAAUAUAUAUAACUGAUAAAUGAUCAUUUAUAAGCGUAUCAACCACGGUUGUAGAUUUAUACGAAAGAUGAUUAAAUAAUAUUAUAUAUUUUUUUUUUUUUGGUAAAUGUGAAUAUUAAUUUUUUAAUUUUUUUUUAAAUAUGAAUUAUGAAUAUUGACGAUUAUUUUCGUAAGUGUAAAUAAAACCUGGUAUACGUAAUUUGGAAUGCGCAAUCGGCCUAUAAAAAGGUUAUUUGUAACAAUAGCUAGGGAAAACACCCUAUGCCUUUUUAACAAUAGCUAUGCGCAAACGGCCUAUAUAAAGAUUUUUUGUAACAAUAGCAAUCGGAAAACACCCUAUGCCUUUUUUAACAAUAGUGAUGCGCAAACGGCCUACAAAAAAGGUCAUUCAUAACAAUAGCGAUGCGCAAACGUCCUACGCCCGUAUAUAGAGGGGUUUUAGGGUUCAAACUCUCCCCGCAAUGUAUUGUUAAUACGGAAUUUUAAUACAAUGAUUAAUUUAUAAUAUUAAUUAAAUAUAUUUUGUUUUUGUAGAACCCAUCCCCCCCUCGAAAUUGAUUUCUAUACACGCCACUGUUUAAAACAAUGUGUAAAUCAAUAUUUUCCUCCAAAUAAACCAAAUUAUACUUUACAUUUUAGUAGUAUAGGGUAAUUUUAUUUUUUUUGUGAAAAUAAAUUUGUUUCUUUUAAUGAUUGGCAUGAAUUAAUUUAGUAAUCGUUUUAAUCGAAAAGAACUAAUUUUUUUUUUAGAAAUCCGAUUUAUGCAAAUCGUAAAAUGUUGUACCCAAAAAGU
Metopolophium dirhodum (rose-grain aphid) is the source of this 4566-nucleotide messenger RNA. Its product is annotated as sodium-independent sulfate anion transporter-like. The record is from RefSeq and is a predicted model, not a curated record. The coding region runs from base 477 to 2495 and encodes 672 amino acids. Gene Ontology annotation, molecular function: sulfate transmembrane transporter activity. Lineage: Eukaryota; Metazoa; Arthropoda; Insecta; Hemiptera; Aphididae. The transcript has 13 exons. Gene Ontology annotation, cellular component: membrane. Gene Ontology annotation, biological process: transmembrane transport.